GGGGAAGCAGUAGGCGGUUAGAGAAAUGAGAACUCCUCUCCUCUGAGCGGUCAUUUUAAAGCGACGUCCGUUAAUUAUGACGUGGCAACAGCUGCAUCAGCUGUUGAGUGUUUAGUCAUAGCGCUGUAUUUUAUAAUCUCUGUUAGAUCAGCUGAACAUUGUUCCCCCACAUAUGUACAUUUAAUUCAAUUUGCAACAAGGCAUAGUAUGACAAGAAUGUAUGAAUAUUUUCAACACAUAGGCCUAGCAUCUCUUCUGUAUUGUGCCGCACUAAAACAUUAGUAUGAAAAAUACCCUACAAAUAAAGGGAGACAUGCAUAUACAUUAGGCUUAUAUACGUUUGAUAUAUUCACACACACAAAAGCCUAAAAAACCCAAUGACUGUCUAUACACUAUACACAGUAUGUUUACCUUUUUAAACUAGUAGGCUUAAUGACAUGAUAGGUCAUCAAGUCACAUUUCUUUGACAAAACACCUGUACCGAAUUUCUAAUCAAUUACCGAAUCAUGAGGGACCUGACAGCCUAUAUAAGGUCCAGGCACACCUCUGAUCUAUAUCUCAACCACGACGGAGAUAUUGAGAUAUAGGCUAUGAAGACUGCAAUACUGUGUGCCUUAUGGAAGUGGAACCAGCUGCAGAAAACCAAAUCCCGUGAGGAAAGACGCUGUUCCCAGCGCUGGAAAGCGAGAAUGCGCAAUGCCAUCCUGCUUCAUCUUGAGGUUCAGCACCCACACAAUCCCAUCUACAGACAAUUGAACAGCAGUGUCCCCCUGCUGAAGCUGUACCUCGAGGGUGAUGGGUGCCUGCUCAAGGAUUACUGAAUCAGCCGUAACUCCCUGGAGGCCUUGAUGCGGUGUCUGGGGCCUGAGAGGAGACAGGCCUGGGGACACCACAUGACUAUUUUGACGACUGUGUACUGGCUGGAACACGGUUUGUCCUACAGUGUGGUGUCCCGAGCCUUUCAGGUACCCCUCUCCACGGUCCACAGACUGGUCCACCAGGGAGUGGAGGACAUCGCUGCUCUCCGGCAUUCCCUUAUCAAGCUGCCUGCUGGUCCAGAGCUGGAGGAGGUCGGGCAGGGCUUCCAGCAGUUGGCCAACAGUCCGGCAUCCAUACAGCUGCAGGCUGUAUGCGAUGGGAAGGGGAAAUUCCUCCAAACAUUCGUUGGAUUUCCGGGCUCAGUCCACGACACCCGUGUCCUAAAACACAGUGCCCUGUAUAAAGAGGCUCUUUACCCUCCUCCAGGGUACUUCAUUGUGGGGGAUGGUGGCUACCCCUGCAUUGUACACCCUAUAGUGAUCGUAACCCCGUAUCGGGAGCCACUACAGGGGAGAGUACAGAGCCGAUUCAACGGCUGCCAUGCCAAAGCGCGCUGCAUAAUCGAGCGCACUUUCGGGAAACUGAAGGUGCGAUGGAGGUGCCUCCUGACGAAGGCCCUGGAGGUGAACAAUAACUUUGUCCCUGCUGUGGUCACUGCCUGCUGUGUCCUACACAAAAUCUGCCUUACUGCAGGAGACAUUCUUGAAGUGCCAUCACAGAAUUUCGUCUGA
Messenger RNA from Trematomus bernacchii (emerald rockcod), 1550 nucleotides. Its product is annotated as protein ALP1-like. The record is from RefSeq and is a predicted model, not a curated record. NCBI's taxonomy places the organism in Eukaryota, Metazoa, Chordata, Actinopteri, Perciformes, Nototheniidae. The transcript is spliced from 3 exons. Bases 849 to 1550 code for a protein of 233 amino acids.